Molecule: messenger RNA, 1862 nt
Organism: Scatophagus argus
Lineage: Eukaryota; Metazoa; Chordata; Actinopteri; Scatophagidae
Gene: sf3a3
Product: splicing factor 3a, subunit 3
Exons: 17
Coding region: 150-1655 (501 amino acids)
Biological process (GO): mRNA splicing, via spliceosome
Cellular component (GO): nucleus; spliceosomal complex
Molecular function (GO): zinc ion binding; RNA binding
Source: RefSeq, a predicted model, not a curated record
CGUCGACACAAUGUAGACGGACUUUAGCCACUCAGCAUGCGCCAUUGAAAACAAACUAGCAGAUACGGCGGGGCCGCUUGAUUUUUAAGCUAACUAGUUAGAAGCCUUGCAUUGUCUUUUUUUUAAAACAUACGGCACAUUUAUAAACCAUGGAGACGAUUUUAGAGCAGCAACGUCGCUAUCACGAAGAGAAAGAGAGGUUAAUGGACGCCAAAACAAAAGAAAUGUUGCACAAGAAGUCCACGCUUCGGGAACAGAUCAACUCUGACCAUCGAACAAGAGCGAUGUUGGAUAGGUAUAUGGAAGUGAGCGCAAAUCUCAGAGACUCCUAUGAAGACAAAGAUGGCAUGAGAAAGGAUGAACUUGCUGCCAUCUCUGGACCGAAUGAGUUUGCAGAGUUCUACAACAGACUGAAACAAAUAAAGGAGUUUCACAGAAAGCACCCAAAUGAGAUUUCCAUUCCGAUGUCUGCGGAGUUUGAGGAGCUCAUGAAGGCCAGAGACAACCCCAGCGAGGAGGCUCAAAACCUGGUUGAGUUUACUGAUGAGGAAGGAUACGGCCGAUACCUCGACCUCCACGACUGCUACCUGAAGUACAUCAACCUGAAGGGAGCUGAGAAACUCGAGUAUAUCACGUAUCUGUCUUCAUUCGACCAGCUGUUUGACAUCCCCAAGGACAGGAAGAAUGCUGAAUACAAAAAGUAUUUGGAGAUGCUGCUGGAGUACCUGCAGGACUACACAGACCGGGUCAAACCUCUGCUGGAUCAGAACGAGCUCUAUGGAAAAGUGUUGUCAGACUUUGAGAAAAAAUGGGAGAUGGGAACAUUUCCAGGCUGGCCUAAAGAGACUAGUAGUGCUUUGACACAUGCUGGAGCUCAUCUGGACCUGUCUGCUUUCUCCUCCUGGGAGGAGUUGGCUUCGUUGGGUCUGGACAGACUCAAGUCAGCCCUUAUGGCACUGGGACUGAAAUGUGGAGGGACUCUGGAGGAGAGAGCUCAGAGACUCUUUGGCACAAAAGGCAAAUCCCUGGAAUCACUGGACCCAUCACUGUUUGCCAAGAAUCCCAAAGCCAAAGGCCCUAAAAAAGACACAGAGCGUAACAAGGAAAUUGCCUUCCUGGAGGCUCAGGUCUAUGAAUAUGUGGAGAUCCUUGGGGAGCAGAGGCAGCUGACCCACGAGAACGUCCAGAGGAAACAAGCCCGGACCGGAGAGGAGCGCGAGGAAGAGGAGGAGGAGCAGCUCAGUGAGAGCGAGAGCGAAGACGAAGACAACGAGAUCAUCUACAACCCCAAGAACCUGCCACUGGGCUGGGACGGCAAGCCGAUCCCAUACUGGCUCUACAAACUCCACGGGCUGAACAUCAACUACAACUGUGAGAUAUGUGGGAACUACAACUACCGGGGACCCAAAGCCUUCCAGAGGCACUUUGCAGAAUGGAGGCAUGCUCACGGUAUGCGCUGCCUUGGGAUCCCCAACACCGCCCACUUUGCCAACGUCACCCAGAUCGAAGACGCUGUUUCUUUGUGGGCAAAGCUGAAGUCCCAGAAGGCGUCAGAGCGGUGGCAGCCAGACACGGAGGAAGAGUACGAGGACUCGAGUGGAAACGUGGUCAACAAAAAGACCUACGAGGAUCUGAAGAGACAAGGCUUGCUGUAGAAUGAGGAGAACAUGACUCUGAAGAAAUGAAAAAGAAAAGUAACGAGCAUCCUUUAAGAUUAGUUAUAUUUUUUAUGGCCCACGUCUCUUUUUAUUUGUAUGUAGUAACGUUCUUUUACAAGCUGCGACCCACCCUCCAUUCCUCCCUUUGAUGACUUUGUAAUGUGGCAACUGUUGAUCAUUAAAAUAAACUGAGUACUUUUGUCA